This is a messenger RNA of Cucumis melo (muskmelon), 1147 nucleotides long. RefSeq names its product zinc finger protein CONSTANS-LIKE 1. Bases 104 to 826 code for a protein of 240 amino acids. Gene Ontology annotation, cellular component: nucleus. The record is from RefSeq and is a predicted model, not a curated record. Gene Ontology annotation, molecular function: protein binding. Gene Ontology annotation, biological process: regulation of flower development. The transcript is spliced from 3 exons. Lineage: Eukaryota; Viridiplantae; Streptophyta; Magnoliopsida; Cucurbitales; Cucurbitaceae.
ACUCUCUCUCGACCUUCCUCUUCUCUCUCCCUCUCUCCCUCUCUCCCUCUCGCGUCUUCUGAUCGGAGCUCCUUCAUAUUUCUCACUCGCCGCUGUUCCUCAGAUGGCCUUUUCCCCAUUUCUCUCCGCCGCUUCACAUUCCUCCGCCGACAUCGCAGGCGUUGAUUUUGAUCACUGGUUGCCCGAUUCUUCCAUUAAGCUUUGGAAUUCUGAAUUUUCCGACAGUUGUGGCGACGGUUCACCGCCUUCUCCUCCGGAACCCCUAAAAAUCCAUCCAUCAACUAACAACUUUUUAUUACAUCAAUCUUUUCCCCUCCUUAAUCAUGAUUCUCUUCAGUCCAAUAAUGAUUCAUUUCUUCAACGCACUUUUUCUUCCUCGUUGUCGCCACCGCCUUCUGCCGCCAUCGAUCCUCCUAUCAACCGGCCGCUCUUCCCCGCCGGCGAUUUUCAGCAGAAGAAGAAUAAUAAUGAAAGAGGAGAUGAGAGUCCAGUUUCAUGCGAAAGUAGCAUCACCAUUAUUGAAGGGAUGAGCAGAGCUUGUAGGUACAGUCCUGAAGAGAAGAAGGAAAGAAUUGAAAGAUAUAGAACCAAAAGAAACCAAAGGAACUUCAACAAGAAGAUUAAGUAUGCUUGUAGGAAGUCAUUGGCAGAUAGUCGACCACGGAUUAGAGGACGAUUUGCGAGGUACAACGACGAGGUAGUGAAGAAUUAUCCAGUGCAAUGGAGUCACCAACGAGAGGAAGAACAACAACGAGAAGCAAAUAGUUGCGGAGAUAAUUGGAUCAAGUAUUUCAUUGAUACAUAUUCCGCGAACCUUAUUCCAUGAAUCUCACACAACAACUAAACUAAUAAUGUAGUUGUAGUCUAGUGUCAUUCGGCUUCUUCCAUUUUGACCUACCUUUCAAUUACGUGAGAAAUUUAUAUCUAUUUGCUUUAGCUAAUUUUUCUCUUAUAUAUAUAUAUAAUUAUAGUGAUGUCAUUUGGGUAUUGAAGGGUAUUUUACGUAAUGGUUAGGUACAACUUAAGUUGCACCUAAUCUUAUACUUUGAUCUUCAUCUUGGUUAAAUACAAAUAAAUUUCUUAGAAAAAGAACACUAAGAGUAUUAUAUAAUGUAAUUAAAUUUGAUUUUAUCAAAUAGCUUAAGAA